AAAGUGAACAGUUUCUGUCCGAUCGGACUACAAAGUGGACGUCAGUUGUCUCCAAACGUAAAUAUAUAAACUGUACUGUUUAGUGAAUUGAAUGACGAAAGCGUUGCCAUAUUCAAAGGCACUAAAAUGUUAAAAUUAGGAUUUUUAAUAGUGUUAUUUGUGGGAUCGUGUCUAGCAGACGUUGCUGGAUGGAAUGACGUUCAGGCAGACUUCAAACAUGGCGAUAAAUAUGGAUCUGUAAACAAUAUUAAGGGAUUACAUUACACCCAACACGAGGCUUCGGUGAAUGCAGCCCGCAAGGGAGCCGCAGAACGAUUGGCUCGAAUCAGUAGCGAUUCUGUGGCGGGCAAUCCAUGCGGGUCUACGAUUUGUUACAGCAAUUCAGGAUUCUCUGAUAACAGUGAUGCUGAAACUGUUGGUCAAGGAAUUGUUGGAUUCACCGGUGGAUCAAGCAGUGCCAGUAGUUCGAAGUAUCAGGCAAGUUCCCAUCGUGAAGCCGUUAAGAGUGCCGUUCCAGUUUACCCAGCAGUCGAAGGAUCCAAAUCAAGCUAUGUCAGUGCUUCACAGCGUCACAGUGCCUCUAGUGUCAGUUCUGGUCAACCACUGAAUUACAUCGUCGGUUCCGAUGGCGUUAAAACCAGAUCAAAUUUUGCGGCUUCUAGCGGAUCAACCGUGGUCCAACCAAUCAUUGCAUCUGCAUAUCCCAUUGGCCAAGAAACGUCUCAGAGUAGUUUUUCAGCCGCAAAUCGUGACAGUACCUCUGGAGUCUACGCAGUUCCGGUCGACACCAGCAAUGCGUACAGAACUAGAUCCAGUUAUACUGCUGCAUCCGAACGAGAAAGUUCUUCGGUAGCCCAACCAGUGCUUCCGGUGUAUGCGUCUGGAGAUCAUGCUUCUAAAUAUGUCACUUCUGGUAGACAGGAAAACCGUCAUCGAUACUCUCCAUCCAGCACCUACGUCGUCUAUGGAAACCCUAUUCCCGUGCGUGUGUACACUCCGGUGAAUUCAAAUUUCGAAAGCUCAUCCCGUUUAGGAAACUCCGAAAGCUCGGUUGUCACCCCCGUAAAGGUAUAUCCAGUUCGUACUGCCGAUCAGUAUUCAUCAGCUGAAGAUCUACAAUCGGUCCAAUCCGCUAACAUUCAACCGAUACCAGUCUACGCAAGCUCGUCUGAUCAUUCUUCCCAGGCAGCAUCCAACUAUCGGUCAUCAUCCAGCUACCGUCCUGUCUACCAACCAGUCUAUAACAAUCGUGUUUCAGCUUCGGACCGAACCGAAGAAUCUCACAGUGAAACGUCGGAUAGUGCGGUUCCCGUAGUAGCGGCCGUUCCAGUUGUGAGUUCCGCUUCCGAACGGCAGGAAGAACGAUAUGGAGAUUACACUCGCAAGGGUAGUACACAUUAUGUGCCGGUUGCCGUAGGCUCAGGAUUAACUUCAUCCCAAUUAUCAGCACACGAUCAUCGACGCACUCAGACCGGAUCCUCAUAUGUUCCCAUUGUUCCAACUGGAGGAUCAACAUCUUCUUCUUCAUCGCAAUAUUCCGCACAAGAGCGUCGGGAACAGAAAGGUCACUCAUAUGUACCGAUAGUUCCAAUUGGAUCAACGUCUUCUUCCUCUUCGAAGUACUCAGCGCAGGAUGAACACCAUCAGAGAGCAGCUGGUUAUCCGUACGUACCAGUUUCGGGUACCUCGUCUUCCUUGUCUUCUCAGUAUUCCGCGCAAGACCGUCGUCAGCAGCAAACAGCAGGAGGUUCAUACUAUCCAAUCGGAGCAGUUAAUCAAGGUUCGCGCUACUCGGCUUCUGAAUCGGCCAAUAGCUACAACCAACAACGACUUCAGGGGGGAAGUUUUGUUCCAUACCCGAUUACCAACGAUGACCUAGGUCAACGAUUUGGAGCGGGAGGACUAAGCUUCGGAACUAACAACGACCUCGGCGAACUGAUGACCGAAUCGGAACGUUUGGCCAAGCUGCAGGCAAAGAAUGCCUACCAGGGUGCGGUGGCUGGAAGCUCUGCCAUCGACACGGAAAACCGCUUCGGAGAUGACAGUAUUAGCGGUAGCGAUUCCGGCUUAGGAGGAUUCAAACGAACGAAAUCGUGGUCAAGCAGCUCCAAGUGGGCUUCCGGACAGAAGUACGAUGAUGCCGGUAAGGUUAAAUCCUACAGUUCGCUUUCAACGGCAGAAAGUGAACAGCAUAACAUCGAUGGAAAGAAGACCGGAUACAAGGCUGCCACAACGACGCUGGAGGAUGACGGCAAAGUUAGCACGUAUAGCUUACACACGCCGUAAAUGUAGGAAUGUAGGAUUAAUGUUAUUGUUAAGUAUUUUUGACUGAAAUAAAUUUUUGAAAUUCAAAAC
Molecule: messenger RNA, 2355 nt
Organism: Malaya genurostris
Lineage: Eukaryota; Metazoa; Arthropoda; Insecta; Diptera; Culicidae
Product: mucin-21
Exons: 6
Coding region: 127-2286 (719 amino acids)
Source: RefSeq, a predicted model, not a curated record